Molecule: messenger RNA, 779 nt
Organism: Anastrepha obliqua
Lineage: Eukaryota; Metazoa; Arthropoda; Insecta; Diptera; Tephritidae
Gene: Obp19a
Product: general odorant-binding protein 19a
Exons: 4
Coding region: 155-601 (148 amino acids)
Biological process (GO): sensory perception of smell; olfactory behavior
Cellular component (GO): extracellular region
Molecular function (GO): odorant binding; dibutyl phthalate binding
Source: RefSeq, a predicted model, not a curated record
UAAAUUUUGAAGCAUUUCAACGAGACUAGGCGCGAAUAAAAUUUUACGUUGUAAUACAAUCGUACAUACAUACAUAUUCAUAUAUAUUAGUACAUAUUUUAAAAAUAAACGGAAGAUAUUUUGUGAAUAUUAAAAAAGAAGCAAUUAAGUCGAUAUGUCACGUAAAUUAAUUUUUUGUAUCCUUAUAACGGUGUUUAUCAUAUUGGUGCUGCAGGUGACCCGGAUUUCUGGCGGUGCUACGGAAGAACAAAUGAUUGCUGCUGGAAAACUAAUGCGGGACGUCUGCCUGCCCAAAUUUUCUAAAGUUUCAACAGAAGUGGCCGAUGGCAUCAAGCUGGGUAAUGUUCCCGACACAAAAGAUGUGAAAUGCUAUAUUAAUUGUGUUAUGGAAAUGAUGCAGACGAUGAAGAAAGGCAAGUUUCUCUUAGAAAGCUCAUUGAAACAGGUCGACUUGCUGAUGCCGGAUGAUUACAAGGAUGAGUACCGCAAUGGCUUAACAAACUGCAAAGACGCUGCCAAUGGAAUCAAGAAUAAUUGUGAUGCGUCAUAUGUGCUCCUAAUUUGUAUGCGUGAUCAAAUAAAGAAGUUCAUGUUUCCGUAGAAGUGCUUACGGCCGCCUUAGAUUGGAGUAAUCAAUUGGCUCAAUGUACCUAUAUGCAUAUAUGUAGAUACAAGCAAGUGCAUGUAUGUGUGAAUGUACUUGCAGAUGUAAAUUAGCAUGGCAAACAGUUGUAUAUAAAUAUAUGUGAAUCUACUUUGUACACUCGUAUGCAUACUUA